Messenger RNA from Strongylus vulgaris, 348 nucleotides. The record is from the annotation of a GenBank genome assembly. Lineage: Eukaryota; Metazoa; Nematoda; Chromadorea; Rhabditida; Strongylidae.
AUGAUAGCUAUCGAUGUAGCUGGUUGCUAUGAAGCUAAACAAGAGAUUAGCGAAUUCGUUGACUACCUCAAAAAUCCAAACAAGUACACGAAAUUGGGUGCGAAACUACCUCGAGGUGCUUUACUAACUGGACCCCCUGGAUGUGGUAAGACCCUCAUUGCGAAAGCUCUGGCGGCUGAAUCAACUGCACCAUUUAUAUCAAUGAAUGGGUCGGAGUUUGUGGAAGUAAUUGGUGGACUUGGCGCCUCUCGAAUACGUGGUCUAUUCAAGGAAGCACGAUCUCGAGCUCCAUGCAUUAUCUACAUUGAUGAGAUUGAUGCCAUAGGAAAGAAAAGAAGCGCGUCUAAA